Messenger RNA from Ornithodoros turicata, 2611 nucleotides. RefSeq lists its product as uncharacterized. Bases 372 to 2549 code for a protein of 725 amino acids. NCBI's taxonomy places the organism in Eukaryota, Metazoa, Arthropoda, Arachnida, Ixodida, Argasidae. The transcript has a single exon. The record is from RefSeq and is a predicted model, not a curated record.
CGUUUGUGGUUUGUGUGUACAACUGUCGGAAGUGUUGUGUCGUUGUGUGUUGUCGUACCAACCUAAAUGCAUUUUUUCUGGGGGACUGUUAGCGGUGUGCUAACUAUGUUGGUUGGCUUCUUUGCAUUCGCACAUGUUGGGAUAUGUUGCCAUUCUUGAAAGACUGCGAUACCUUCAAUGAUAGCACUUGGAAUCUCACGCAAGACCGGGGUACAAUUAUAGAGCUCCAAACGCGAGUGCAAGACUUUCGGAACAUCAUUCUGUUGGUUCUGUCACCUCGUCCACGUCAGUGCAGUUGUGCAGCAUCAUAUGACCGUGCCGUGGCAAAUUGUUCUCAAAUUUGUUUUACGUGUGCGUAACACAUAUUCAUCAUGGAAGAGGGAAUAUUUCCGACGGGCUAUCACAAACACCUCGUCAACCUCUUCGAGAAAUAUGCAAUGAGCAUUGGAGCUUCAGACUUCAGCGUAAAUAUUCGCGUGCAUCUUACUAACUUGGAAGCUUAUUUUAAGAUAAGGGAUAUCAACGUUUCAUCAUCAUGCACAGCAGACGGUGAUGCGGACUGUUGGAUUUUUUCCAAUUUCACUCCCUGGAACGAAAAAUUGAGUGUCAUUGGCUGUGAGCUUAUCGAAGACAACCCAGGUCACCUGACCCUGCAGUCACUAAGACGUAGUCAGCCUUUCCACCGUGAACCAUCUAGUCAGGAGGUCGUCCUUGAAGCUUGCAUUUUAUUCCACUGGCUUUUGAAGCAUCACGAGUGCAUUGGUGCAGUUAAUGUGUACCAUCAUGAAAGCACAUUCAAGUACGCGUUUCUGUAUUAUGACGCACUGUCAGAGAGCAGGGGUGUCGACAGUCUUGUCGUGUAUUCAUGCUUUCCUGAUGAGCAUCAUGGGAGUCAGCUUGCAUUGGCCUGUGGAACCAUGUCGCUACUUGAAAGGCUCGAACUUCAAGACAUGAAUGAUGACCAUGAAUUAGGGAUUAUCUGUACUAUCAGUGGCACAACUUUGAUACCAGAAGCCGAAAGUUUUUGGACAGAAUUUUUAGAUAAUCUACAUGACUGCACAAACCUCAGAUACCUCAAGCUUGACAUCGAGGAUAUCGGCUCUAUAACACACCUCACUACUGUAUUGCGGAAUAACAGAAAACUGGAGGACCUUUACAUUGGCAAGUUUGAGCUCUGGAGCACAGAGCUAUGUCAGCUUGCAGAGACGCUUUCUGCGGAGCCAUUGUUACAGCUGCAGAAAUUGGAACUUGCAUGUCGCUUUGACGAAUCUGAACUACCUGAUUUCAUGGAGGCACUGAAGAAACACCGUGCAUUGACUUUUCUCAAGUUCUCUGUCAGUGACGUUAAUGUUGAGUCUGUCUUUGGUUGCACUCAGGGAAUUGUAAAUCUUCAAGAGCUGAGGCUUUAUUGCGGCUCCGUCGAUGAUGACAGAGCACUGUGUUUGGCUAAUUUUAUGCGGACAGGUUCCUCCUUAAAAGAAGUUCAUCUUGAGUAUACUAAACUGCUACAAGAGCAAAUCAAGACCCUUUUCACAGCUUUAGCAGAUGCUCCACAUGCAUUGCCACACAUAUAUUGCCACAUAUACCUUGGGAACAUCAAUUUCGACACUUCCGAUGCGUGGCAUUUGCCCUCGGUGCAUGCAAUGCGUGAUAUGGGUGGCCGCGUUCGGAUAUAUUACGACGGAAUAAUUUGUUCCCGUUUGUCAGCGCUGCUAAAGACAAACGAUUACUUCUUCAAGGAGAUCACAAUCAACUGGAGUCCAAGUUCAACCUCUGAAGAAUUUGAAGAACUCUUCGUGGCACUCAAGAGCAACACAACUGUAACGCAACUCAGCGUGGAACCCGACCCAGUAACGGACCAGUUAAUGCGUGACCUCGCGGAACUUCUUCACGUUAAUCGCACGCUUCAGUCUCUGAACUUAGUGAUGGGUCUGCGAGCAUCACAUCUGAAAGUGUUGUUUGACGCUGUUGCGGAGAACCGUGUGUUGUCUAAACUUGCCCUGGGAACAUGCUCUUUCGACCCAAGUGCACGUGCUGCUUUCAGUAACAUGCUGAAAAUGAACAAGGCAUUGACCUUUCUGUCUUACUUCAGGAAAGAGGAACAAGACAAUGAACAAAUAAGCGCGGCCCUAUUGGAGAACCACACUCUGAGAACACUGCAACUUGUGCCUUCUGCUGCUGGCCACAUUGCUUUCAAGUGUGAGGAAAUUCAACGUCGUAAUCAAGCAACGUUCAAUGGAGCGUUGCGGUAUGCCCUGAAGAACUCGACCGACAGGAACCUGGCUGUAUCAUUUGAGCGUGUCUGUCACAGUGGCAACUUUAGUUCACACCUUGCAAAGUUUGCUGGCAUGUCAAAAGAUGAAGCGAGGGAGCGCAUUCAUGCUACCAAGCGAUAUAUUACAUCAAAUUACUUGCUCAUUACUGGCAUUAUAAAGGAAAGGCUACAGUGUGCGAGAAGUGAACCUGGACAAGUGCAGUUUGACACACUGCACGUGGACUGUCUUAUGGAGAUCUUUUCAUACCUUAAACUCUCUGAUGUUUUAAUAUAAUGUUUGCAGAGUGAUGCUAUACUUGUGGACGUGUACCGAUAUUAAUUAUAUUGUUUCGUUCA